AUGCCGCUCCGGCUGUACCCUGCCUUCCAUGUUCCUGCUGCUGCCUGUGGCCCAGGGAGCGAGACGCACCGUGUCCAUGGCAGUGCAGGACCACGGAAGAACUGUGGAGUUGUUGGCAAAGGGUGUGGCUCCAGUGAAACCAAAGAAAUGCUCAUUUCCCUCCUCAUUUUUUUCACUCGGGCCUUAGUAGCCCCGGAGCUAGUUUCACAGGUGAUGCUGUCCAUCUGGGUGCGUUCUCUUCAAGCUACAUUUGGAGAAUUUGAAUCCAUGAUGAAAAUUGCUCAGCAGAAGCAGGAGGUUACUGAGAAGGCUGUUAAACAAGGGGAGACUGAAAUAAACCGGAUCAGUGAAGUGCUUCAGAAGCUGCAAAAUGAAAUUUUGAAAGACUUGUCUGACGGCAUCCACAUGGUAAAGGAUGCAAGGGAACGAGACUUCACAUCUCUGGAAAACACAGUGGAAGAGAGGCUAACAGAGCUAACCAAGUCUAUAAACGAUAACAUUGCUGUAUUCACUGAAGUCCAGAAAAGGAGCCAAGAUGAAAUCAACAAUAUGAAAGCAAAGGUUAAUUCACUAGAAGAAGUAGAUGUGUACAAACAUGAAAUUAAGGUGCUAAAAGAUGCUUUGGAUGAGAUGCAAGCAUCUAUGAAAACCAAAGAAAAGGACAUAGAGACCCUGAAGAGUACAAUAGACUCCAUGGAGUCUGAUGUGUAUACUGAAGUGAAAGAGCUAGUCAACCUCAAACAAGAACAUGAGAAAUUCAAAGAGGCUGCGGACACUGAACACCUUUCAUUAAAAGCUUUACAAGAGAAAGUUCUAAGAGCUGAGGAUUCUAUUAUGCAGCUUCCUGGUGACAUUAAAAGACUUGAUGAAGAUUUACUGCAAGUUAAAGCAGACCUCCACAAAUGGGAAGAAAACGACCUCUUCAGGAAAGCAUUAGAAACUUUUGGGAAGAACAGUGAAGGACUGGAUUCUCGGUUGAGGCACAUAGAAGACAGCCUGGAGUCUCUAACCUCUGUUGCUGCUCAGAACAGUGAAAAGUUGCAAUCUUUCCUUUCUAAGGAGGCAGAAUACGAGAAUAAGCUCAGUACCCUAGAACAAAGCAUUACUGCUCUUCAGGGGAUCUCAGAUAUGGACAUAACUUCAGUGACAGACGUUCUGAAAAAUCUUGGUGAAACACAGACCUCGCUGUACAAUGAUGUGGAAAACUUGAGGAGAAGCAUCAUUGACCUGCCAUCCUCCGGUGCUCUUCAGGAUGUCCAGAAACAAAUCAGUACUUUGUUGGAUCAAGGAAAUCUUCAGGCGGGUCAAGCACAUUCUCAAAGCUAUCUUGAAAAAUUUUCUUCUGUGGAAGGCUCUGUAGAUGAACUGAGAUCUUCUGUCAGCCAGGUUGAUUCUGAUUUGAAAAUGAUAAGGACUGCAGUGGAUAGUUUAGUCUCCUACUCGGUGAAAAUUGAAAAUAAUGAGAACAACUUGGAGUCUGUGAAGAGCUCAAUAGAUGACCUGAGGAAUGAUCUGGAAAGGUUGUUUGUGAAAGUAGAAAAAAUACAUGAAAAAGUUUAG
Charadrius vociferus (killdeer) is the source of this 1560-nucleotide messenger RNA. RefSeq names its product cytoskeleton-associated protein 4 (gene CKAP4). Lineage: Eukaryota; Metazoa; Chordata; Aves; Charadriiformes; Charadriidae. Gene Ontology annotation, cellular component: rough endoplasmic reticulum. The record is from RefSeq and is a predicted model, not a curated record. The transcript has 2 exons. Bases 1 to 1560 code for a protein of 519 amino acids.